CGGCUUUGUCGCGACUUUGAUGUUAUAGGAAAUGAUUAUUUUAUGAAGAGGGAAGCGAGGACACACUUGGAAACAACAAUAGCACAAUAGCUUGGUGCUGGAUUUACUAUGGCCUCAAAAAUUCCUAGGAAUGCUAUGUCUCUAAAGCAGUUUAUGCUUCAUCAAGAAGUCUUAAAACUUUAUCGUAGUUUUCUAAGAUCUAUCAGAGAGGUUGAAUCUCCAUCCGACCGUCAACAAUUGCGAGAAUGGGUACAAACUGAUUUUCGCAAACACAGGCAUGAGACUGAUGAAAUAACGAUUAGAAAUUUAGUAGUCAACGGAGAAAGAGCGCUGAAAGAACUUCAACAGUCCCUGGCUCUUAGUCGCAGUUGACAAAAAUUUGAAGAGUAUAGCUUAUAAGCUUUACAUAGCCAUGUUCAAAAAACUUUGCAAUUAGGACAUGAUUUUUUGCCCAUCAUUUACCUGAGUGUACAGAAAUGUGUAAACACUUGAUCUCAUUUGAUUUGCCAGUGGGGAUCCUGGUAUACUAGGUGGUAAAGAAAUAAAGUUAUUAUUCUA
This is a messenger RNA of Frankliniella occidentalis (western flower thrips), 558 nucleotides long. RefSeq names its product LYR motif-containing protein 2. The record is from RefSeq and is a predicted model, not a curated record. The coding region runs from base 109 to 372 and encodes 87 amino acids. The transcript has 3 exons. Lineage: Eukaryota; Metazoa; Arthropoda; Insecta; Thysanoptera; Thripidae. Gene Ontology annotation, cellular component: mitochondrion.